GCGACGCCGCGCCACUCGGUUGAGGUCGCCUUGUGCGUCGCUUUUCUGUCUCUCCGGUUGCGGACACCGCCCUUCUCUCGUCAGCCUCCGGCCCGCCAUCUCCUUGAGCCCAAACACCAUGCCUUCAAUUAAGUUGCAGAGUUCCGAUGGGGAGAUAUUUGAAGUUGAUGUUGAAAUUGCCAAACAGUCUGUGACUAUCAAGACCAUGUUGGAAGAUUUGGGAAUGGAUGAUGAAGGAGAUGAUGAUCCAGUCCCUUUACCAAAUGUUAAUGCAGCAAUAUUAAAAAAGGUCAUUCAGUGGUGCACCCACCAUAAGGAUGAUCCUCCUCCUCCUGAGGAUGAUGAGAACAAGGAAAAGCGAACAGAUGAUAUCCCUGUUUGGGAUCAAGAAUUCCUGAAAGUCGACCAAGGAACACUUUUCGAGCUAAUCCUGGCAGCAAACUACUUAGACAUCAAAGGUUUGCUUGAUGUUACAUGCAAGACUGUUGCUAACAUGAUCAAGGGGAAAACUCCUGAGGAAAUACGCAAGACCUUCAAUAUCAAAAAUGACUUUACUGAAGAAGAAGAAGCCCAGGUACGCAAAGAGAACCAGUGGUGUGAGGAGAAGUGAAAUCUUGUGCCUGAUGCUGAAACACUGUAAGGAUAUUUCCAAAUACUAGUUGCACUGCUCUGUUUAUAAUUGUUAAUAUUCGAAAAACAGUCGACAAAUGCAGCAGCGAAUCAGUUGUAUUAGUGGAAUAUUGUCCUCAUUGCAUGUGUAGUUUCAGUACAGAUUCCAAACCUAUGGCUGAGUUUCUUCUAGUAUGAUCUAAAGUUUCUCUUUUCUUUGCUCUGAAUAAAAUUGAACUGUGGGUUCUCUGUAGGAAGUGGCAUAUUGGGCUUUGCCUCUUUAUGUAAAGCAAUUUCUACCUAGUUUAUUGUCAGUUUAGUUUAGUGACUUGGAAAAGUUGGCAUUGUAAAUAAAGCAUCUCAGAAAAAUUUUUCUGAGAUAGAAUUAACAAUGUAUUAUCUUUAUUCAUGAGUUGGAAGCUGGAAAAAGGCCACUUGAGGUAAAUGUUCUGAGAUGGCGUUAUGGGGAUGUCUUCCAGCUUCCUAGAGUCAAAGAGUACCACUGGUAUUGAUUAGCCUGUAUGUAGCAGGGCUUCCUUAAUUGGAUCUGAGGACUUGUUUUUGCAUUUUUAAUCCUUUCCGCUUUCAAUAUGGUGGCUAGAAAUUCAGUUACUACUCAGUUUGUGGUUUUGGGGGAAAUAUAAUUAGAUAGUUUGUUAGCUUUUUCAAUUAAAAAAGACAUGUAACCCAUGUGGUAUGUCAUCUUUUUAUAAUCAGUGAUCCCAUGUGGAGUAAACUAUUUACACUACUUACCUGCAUGUAAGAAAUAAUUUAACCUCUAACGUUAAAAUGUGUGGCAUAUCCCAGAAAGCAACCGUCAUGAAUGAAAGAUACUUUCAAUAAAAAGUAAGUAACAUA
Molecule: messenger RNA, 1467 nt
Organism: Phacochoerus africanus (Common warthog)
Lineage: Eukaryota; Metazoa; Chordata; Mammalia; Artiodactyla; Suidae
Gene: SKP1
Product: S-phase kinase associated protein 1
Exons: 6
Coding region: 119-610 (163 amino acids)
Biological process (GO): SCF-dependent proteasomal ubiquitin-dependent protein catabolic process
Cellular component (GO): nucleus; cytoplasm
Molecular function (GO): cullin family protein binding
Source: RefSeq, a predicted model, not a curated record